AUGUCGGCCAGAGCGUGGUCGUCAUCGCACUCGUCGUCCUCGUCGACGUCCUUCCGUAGCUCGCGUGGCAACUACACGCCAGCAGGAUUGCGCCACUUUGAAGGCAGGUUCCAGAGUCUCCGCAGCCAUAAGCUCUUCUACUAUUCCCUCUACCCGCCACAUAACCACACGCUGCGCGGCGUCGUGCUCUAUCUGCACGGCGCAGGAGACCACUGUCGUCGGUACGUGCCGUUGUACGAACGGCUAUGCGAAGAAGGUUUCGGCAUCAUCACGUACGACUUGGUGAAUCAUGGCGCGAGUGACUGCGAUCGUCAUACGACGAGAGGUCACGUUCGCAGCUUUCGACAGCUCGUGGAAGACACGAACACGUACGUCACGUUCGCCAAGACGUCCGUCUUCCCGCUCGUCGGUCCCUUGUCGCUGCCUUUGAUCAUUGCGGGCACGUCCUUUGGAUCACUGGUGGGGCUGCACGUGGCGCUCUCUGGGGUGCACAAGUUCUGCGCCGGGUUCUGGGCAGGACCGACCGUGGGCAUGGAGAUGUCGACUCUCUGGAAGAUGCAGGCAGCUUUGAUCCAGCCACUGUCUCUGCUAUUGCCUCGGGUGCGACUUGUGCCGGGCGUGGACUACCAAUUGCUCUGGAGAGACCCUGGCAUGUUGGAGGACUUCAAGGCUGACUCACUGGCGACGAUGAGCGACAUUACGGCAAGGACCAUGCAACAAACGCUUCGCGCCAUGCACCGCUUGACGAGAGACAGCCGCUUGCAACAGGCUGACAGCGACUUUUGUGCGCUGAGCAUGCUCUUCCUCGUUGGCUCGGAAGACCACAUAGCGGAUCAAGGGGUCACGAGGAGGUUCUAUGACAAACUUGCCAAUACGGACAAAGCAUUUGCUGCGUUCGACGGCGUCUUCCACAGCGUGUUCGAAGACCCUGAGCAAGACGAGGUCUUUGCGUGUCUCUCUCAGUGGCUGCGGAGCCGAUUCCCUGAGCUGCAGACGAAGUAA
This is a messenger RNA of Hyaloperonospora brassicae, 1002 nucleotides long. NCBI's taxonomy places the organism in Eukaryota, Oomycota, Peronosporomycetes, Peronosporales, Peronosporaceae. The record is from the annotation of a GenBank genome assembly.